GCUACCGUUACCGCGAUGUGUGGGGACUGUGUGGAGAAGGAAUACCCGAAUCGGGGUAACACCUGCCUGGAGAAUGGAUCUUUCUUGUUGAACUACUUAGGCUGUGCAAUGUGCAGUAAAAGGGACUUUAUGCUGAUUGCAAACAAAUCCAUGAAAGAGGAAGAUGGAGAAGAAAUAGUUACCUAUGAUCAUGUGUGUAAGAAUUGUCAUCACAUAGUAGCCAGGCAUGAAUAUACGUUCAGUGUCAUGGAUGAAUAUCAGGAGUAUACCAUGCUGUGUCUGUUAUGUGGCAAAGCAGAAGAUUCUAUCAGUGUCCUCCCUGAUGACCCACGACAGAUGGCUCCAUUGUUCUGAACAUCCUGCUGAAGUUUUACUGAGGAGUCACUCUUGGACAAGAGGCAGAUUCUCCCCCCCCCACCCGAAAUGAUUGAAGACAAAAGACAGCAAUAAAACAUAUUUUUAAAAACUGAAUGGGGCUUAACAAUGAUAAAAAUAAGCCUUUAUAUCACACUUUAAAGUUUACAAAAUGCUUUGUACAUAUUAUUUCAUUUGUGCCUCACAACAAUCCUGUGACAUAAGUGCUAUAGAUAGUUUUCCAGUUAGUGAUAAUAAAUGAGGAAACUGAGGUUUAGAGAAGGUAAAUGAUUUGCACGAGAUCAUGCAACUAGUAUGGACCAGAGGCCAAUCUGAAGCAAGGUCUUUGUAACUUUGUAACUUUAGCCAGCAGUCUUUCUACUGAGUUGGGGUCAUGGAAACAGGAAGUUGUUCAGUUCAGCCCACAUCCCAUUUCCCGCAAGCACCUAAAUCUGAGGGUUGUUAUGAAACCCAAAUGAGAUAACAUUUGUAAGCACUUAGCACAGUACCUGGCCCCUAGCAGCUCCUUAAUGAACACUUAUUCUCUUGUCUGUCCUAAAGUCAUGUCAGCAUACUCUAUUUCCCUCAUAGCUCUAAAUCCAUGAUUCCAUAUUUUAUCUCUGUCCUCAUGUAAGGGGCUAAAAUUCUAGUUAGUCUGUCUAAAAUAUCUAAUGAAUGGUCACCAAUAAAUUAUAAGCUUUAUCAAGAGUUAGACUUUUAAGCAUUUAUUAAGGAGAAUAAGAAUUUGGUGAAGAGAGAGAAAAAGGCCUAGAUUCAUUUAUCAAAGGGAGAGUACAUUUUAGCUCCACUCUCCACGAGAGUCCUCAUGAAAGAGCGCAAACCACCCCUUCCUCAAUCCCACAAGCCUCCUGUGAAAACUGGAAAUGUCCUGUCCCCACACACACAGCUCAAAGCUAAUUGGCUGAUAGCUUUGAUAGAGAGUAUCCAUGAGCAAAUGUCACUUCCUGACGCCAAGGACCUGACUGCAUGUCUUGCCCUCAGAUGCCUUCUCCUCAUGGUGGAGCUUUCCUACAGUAGCUCUCCAGCAGGUGGCAUCAUUCCAAUUGUUACACCCAAUAUCAUGACAGGAUCAUUGAUAUAGAGUUGGAGGGGAUUUCAUAAACCAUUUAACCCCUUACUUCCUUAUACCUCAAGUAAAUAUGAUUCAGUGAUUUUGUUUACUUAAAAAACUGGGUCUGGUUAUCCAUUAGUCAAUACUUCUAAGGAUAGAAAGGAAGUGAACUACAUGAAGAGUAAAACUAAGACAACUUUUCUACCUCUUAACACUGGACCCAUUAGAAAUGUAAAGUUAGAGGCUCAUAAACCUUAGUCACUAUUCAAAGCAAGUAGCAACUGCCUGCCCAGGAUAAUAAUCUGUUUCCCUUUCACUGGGUACAAGGCACUUUUCUAAGUCUUUCAACAAAGACCCUAUAGCUAUAAUUCCAGUGUCUGUGAGAAACCCUAAAUUAUUCAUUUAACCUGAGCGUGAUGGAAAAGGACCCAAACACUGCACUGGCAUUCCAGGAACUAAAUUGCCUGUGGCACAAUGCCAACAUUAGGUGAUACUGGUCCUGUUAGUGAUAUUGGCUUUGUUCACUGGUCUAACACCACGUAAAGCACUACUGAGAUUAAAAAACCAAACACACUCAGAUCACUAAAUUCUAAAUUUCCCUUCUUCAGAAUUGAGGCCCUUGGUCUUGGCCUAAUACUAUUUAAAAUGAAGCCACAUAAACUGCCUAUUGACAUGAACAGUUAUUCUAAGAAGAUUUGGUUCUUCAGGAAAAGGGAGUUGGGGGAGGAGAGGGAAGAAUCCAUAUUGAGACUCUCCUGUGGUGAGAUUAAGAAUAGAGUAAAAAGGGGCAACUAGGUGGCACAAUGGAUGGAGCACUGGCCCUGGAGUUAGGAGGACCUGACUUCAGGUUUGACCUCAGACACUUGACACUUACUAACUGUGUGACCCUGGGCAAGUCACUUAACCCCAAUUGCCAUGCACAAAAAAAAAGGAAAAAAAAGAAUAGAGUAAAAAACACUGUUAUCCCAGAAGUGGCCAUGGUUUACCAGCAGACAUUAGGGAGAGAUAAUGAGGGCUUCCACUCUCCAAUUUAGGUGUGAUUUCUUAAUCAAACAGAUAGAUUUAGAAGCUGUACACAAGGACCAUAGCCUCUGGUAUUUACGCUUCCAUCUCAACUGGACCAGACUCAGAAAAAGGGUUUAGAGAGCAGAGUAAUUGAGAAAGUGGCACUAUUCCCCAGAAUCAGGGUUUAGUCAGUAUUGAUUUGGGGAGGUGCCCAUCUAUCAUAUUUAUAGCAGACCUUUAUAUAUAGGUAUGCAAAUCACUUUAAGCAUAUUGUCUCAUUUGAGCCUAACAGCAAACCCAUGAGGGAAAAGUUCUCUUAACCUCAUUUAACUGAUGAAGAAAUUGAGCUGAGAGGAUUGAAGUACUGAAGGAGCUGAGAGCUUGAGAUGCUGAGAUACAAUAUUUAAACCCAGGUCUCCCCAUCCCAACUACAAGUCCAGCCUUCUGUCUACUGUGCUAUGCUCCCAUUAUCUAAUCUUUUAUACCUGCCUAUUUGAGAUGUCCAAAAAUUCUUAUUUACUGGGGAAAGGUGGGGCUCUGUUUUCUUUUUUCCACUCAAGAAGAGACUAAUGCUUUUCCACUUAGUUCCAUAUAGUUUAGUGCCCUGAGCAUAAAAGAUUUUUAGGUGGGUAGAGACGUUCAUCAGAAGUGGAAGUUUAGGCAUUUAAGUAUGGUUUUUCAACCAUAGGAAGGCUAGAGGCAGAUUCUUCACCGUUAUUCCUUGGUUGGUUGGUGGUUAAAAUGCCCAGGGAAUGAAGAGAAUAGAGAAAACAGUUGUUAUUAUUACCUUCUGCCCUUUCGCACACAUGCUCACACCACAGCAUCCUCUGCACUGCUGAAUAAAUUGGGGUACUUGUUAGAGGUUGAGAAAGGGCAGCACUUCAUAGUGUCCCCAUGGACCCAGACAGUGUACACAGGUUUCAAAGACCACCUUGACUUUUUAAAUUUGAGGCUCAGGUGCUACUAAAAAAGAUCAGCCCCAAACCUUUAGGGAUAGAUUGAAGAAAGAUGUUUUUUCCUGAGAAUUCCCAACUAUAAUGUUGAGGAAAAAUUUAGACCCCAUUGAUAAUUCCACUGAAUUCCAAGUACUCCUUGGUGUUCCCCAGAAGACAGAUGGAUCUACUAUUCUCAUAAUCUGAUCACUAAGCCUGUUCUGGCACUGUUGACAUGGAAUAGAGGGGUUUGUCUUAAUAUAGACUUAGGAUCAAAAUACCAAAGUCUCAUACAAGCAAACAUGAAGCGCCCAACAAGACCAUAAAGUGAAGUAAUUUUACUGAUACUCACAAAAUGAAGAGCAGUUAAGGAGAAUGAUGGAAACAGGCCAGGUCUGCUGGGAUCCUUGAUAAGAUAUUGCAUCCUGUGGAGACCCCAAAGGCAAUGGGGCACCCUCUCCCCCUGGUUUUUAAAAGGGUCUUAUCUAUGUCUGGCAGGACUGUGCAUUGGAGAAAUGAGCCAAAAUCUGGGGACUGGCACUAAUUCAUACUAGUUUCGGGGAGAGGGGGGACUCCUGGAGGGUCAGCACAUAAUUGAUAUGGGAAAUGGAACUUUGGGUUUUUACUGUUGGUUAUAUUCUGGCCAGGUGAAUCUGGGGUUUUUUACCUUCCUCAAGAGCAGGCACUGCCUUCUAAGUGACCUUUUCCUGUUCAAGCAACUAGUACCUCUAGAACCUAGCUUUUUUUUUCUUUUUUCUCUUUUUUUUUGGUGGGGCAAUGGGGGUUAAGUGACUUGCCCAGGGUCACACAGCUAGUAAGUGUCAAGUGUCUAAGGUCAGAUUUGAACUCAGGCCUUCCUGAAUUCAGGGCCAGUGCUUUAUCCACUGCGCCACCUAACUGCCCUGAACCUAGUUUCUUAUACUGUGGGUCACAGCCCCAUUUGGGGUAAUGUAACUGAAUGUGCGGGUCAUGAAAAAUUUGGCAAUGAUAAAAGUUUAUGUAUACCUAUUUUAUAUACCUAUAUACCAUGGGUCAAGCAAAAAUUUCUCGGGCAAAAAGGGGUCAUGAAUGGGAAAAGUUUAAGCCCUACCAUAAAACACAGCACUCUUAGCUAUAGCUAUUCUAGACAUGUGGCUUGGAGAUUUGUUGCUGGAGGGUCCGGAGUGGGGGAGUACAUGGAGUGGUGUGUUUAGGAGCUAAGAACUCCACACUGGAGUCAAGCCAGUGUCAGAAAGUGGCUGGGGAAAGAGAGCGUAAGGCAAAAGGGGGAGAAUCCACUGCAAUUACACUCACAUAGGACCACUUGGGCUGUUUGGGGAUUUACAAAUGGGCAUCAUGAGCUUUCCUUUUCCCCUGACACUUCUGGACCCAGUGCUGCCCAGAAACUGAAUGUGCUCCUAAGUGAUGCCCCUGGGUAGCAGAUGUUUUAGUGAAAGCUAGAACAUCAUUUCAUGGGUGCAGAUGAGUCUGGUUCUAGUCCAACAAAAAUGUAUUAAAGCACUUGUCAGUCAUUAAGUCUCAUUCAUCUUUACAUGGACUUUGUCCAUGGGGUUUUCUUGACAAAGCUACUGGAGUGGUUUGCCGUUUCCUUCUGUGUGAGCACAUUUCGCAGAUGAGGAAUUGAAACAAAUAGGGGUUAAGUGACUUGUUCGGGGUCACACAGCUACUUAAUGUCUGAGGCCAGAUCUUCCUUUCCUGAACUCCAGGCCUGGUGCUCUGUCUGUUGUACCACCUAGCUGCUCCUGGGUUAUUAAGCAAUUCCUAUGUGCAAAACACUUUACUAGUGUCAGGGGAUACAAAGAUGAAAAGACAGUACCUUCAGGAACUACCAUGGGGAGAUAGUAGGGAGGAAGAGCUGGCUAUGGCACGUAAAUAGAUAAGUAUGAUACAGGAUACAUGACUAUUCAAGGAGGCUGGAAAAAACACAAGCAACUAGGGGGAUCAUGUCUCAAGGAGAGUAAUGUUCUUUUUUUUUUUUUUUUUGUGAGGCAAUUGGGGUUAAGUGACUUGCUCAGGAUCAUACAGCUAGUAAGUGUUAAGUGUCUGAGGCCGGAUUUGAACUCAGGUCCUCCUGAAUCCAGGGCCAGUGCUCUAUCCACUGCACCACCUAGCCGCCCUGAGAGUAACAUUUUUGAAGCUGAGGCACCUCAACUCUAGUCAUGACCUUUGUGCCUCAUUUUCACAAACCAUAAGGCAAAGGUAGUUAUUUCCCUUCUCAGCCUUACUUCCGCCAGAUCAAUUAACAGUAAUAAUAAUAACUAAUAUUUAUAUACCCUACAUACUGUCCUAAGGUUUACAAAGCACUUUACAAAUGUUAAGUUUAAUCCUCACAACAAACAGAAGAGAAAGUACUAUUACUAUCCCCAUUUUGCAAAUGAAAAAACUGUGUCUCAGAGAGGUUGACUUGCCCCAUGGCCAUAAAACUAAGAAGUUCAGAAGAUAGGGACUCUGCUUCAUAACAUAUGAAUCUAAGUUGUGUCCAUUCAAAUGAUGAUAACUGUACUGGUUAGGAACUGAAAGGAUAUUGACUUCCCAAUUAGGAAAGAAUUAAAGUAUAGUUUGCUAGAAAUUAACUUGGGCUGGGACUCCAAAGAAGGAAAUUAAUGCAUUAAUAGGGAUCAACAGAGAGAAAAACAAAAUGGUGCCUAUGUGACACAGGACUCUAUCAGCUACCUUGUUGUUUUUAGUUGUGCCCAACUCUUCGUGAUCCCCUUUGAGGUUUUCUUGGCAAAGAUACUGUAGUGGUUUGCAAUUUCCUUCUCCAGAUCAUUUUACACAGGAGUAUGAGAACCAGGGUGCC
Messenger RNA from Dromiciops gliroides (monito del monte), 6163 nucleotides. RefSeq names its product churchill domain containing 1 (gene CHURC1). Gene Ontology annotation, molecular function: zinc ion binding. The record is from RefSeq and is a predicted model, not a curated record. Lineage: Eukaryota; Metazoa; Chordata; Mammalia; Microbiotheria; Microbiotheriidae. Gene Ontology annotation, biological process: fibroblast growth factor receptor signaling pathway; positive regulation of DNA-templated transcription; multicellular organism development. Bases 16 to 354 code for a protein of 112 amino acids. The transcript is spliced from 5 exons.